AUGGCGGGGUCGGGAAAGAUUAUAGCUGCUGUUGUUUCAAUUCUACUUGUAGUAGGAGUUGUUGUUGGUGCCGUGGUGGUUGUGAACAACAACGGCAGCGGCAACAAUGGAGGAGAGUUGAAGACGUCGAACAAGGCGGUGAGCGCAGUGUGUCAAAGCGCCGAUGAUCAGAAGCUCUGCCAUGACGUGCUGACACCUGUGAACACAUCAAAUCCCAAGGACUACAUCACGCAGGUGGUGAAAUUCUCCACGGAAAGCGUGUUGAAAGCCCUUAACAUGAGCGACAGGCUCAUGGUGGAGAGCGUCGCCAACGGCACCAGCGACGGAGGCGUCAAGAUGGCUCUGGACGACUGCAAAGACCUCUUGCAAUCGGCGAUCCACGAGCUUGAGGCCUCCGGCGUGUUUGUGAACAGCCAAUCGCUUCCGGAAGUGUUCACAAACAGUGCCGAGCUGAAGAACUGGUUGGGCGCCGUGAUCGCCUACCAGCAAUCUUGCCUUGACGGGUUCGACACCGAUGGGGAGAAGCAUGUCCAAGGUCAGUUGCAGAGCGAGAGCUUGGAUAGCGUGAUGAAGCUCACCGCCUUGGCCCUGGAUGUUGUCGCCGGUGUCUCUAAGGUUCUGUCUGAGUUAGGGCUCAACUUGACCAACAGGCCCGUUCGUCGCCUCCUUGGGCUUGAUCAAUAUGGUUUCCCAACAUGGUUGUACCCUCAUGACCGUAAGCUCAUCAAUGAGGCCAGCCAGGGUUCCAUUGUUCCGAAUGCUGUUGUUGCCAAGGAUGGUAGUGGCCAGUACAAGACUGUUUUGGAAGCCAUUAAUGCUUACCCCAAGAAACACCAAGGAAGGUGGGUUAUCUAUGUUAAGGCUGGUAUCUACGACGAGUACAUCACCGUCGACAAGGCCAAGCGUAACAUCUACAUGUACGGUGAUGGCCCCGCCAAAACCAUCAUCACCGGUCGCAAGAACUUCGCUGAAGGUGUCAAGACUAUGAGGACUGCCACCUUCACCACCGUUGCUGAGGGAUUCAUUGCUAAGGGUAUUGCUUUUGAGAACACCGCCGGUCCAGGUGGACACCAAGCAGUGGCCCUCCGCGUGAUGGGUGACCGCUCAGCCUUCUUCGACUGCGCGUUCCGUGGCCACCAAGAUACCUUGUACGCCCAUGCUCAUCGUCAGUUCUAUCGCAACUGCGAAAUUAGUGGCACCAUUGACUUCAUCUUCGGCUACGCUUCAACCUACAUCCAGAACUCCAAGAUCAUCGUGAGGAAGCCCAAGGCAAACCAGCAGAACAUCAUCGUUGCUGACGGUACCGACCAGAAGAACAUGCCAUCGGGUGUAGUCCUCCAUAACUGCCAGAUCUUGGCAGAGCCAAGCCUGGAAGCAGAGAACGGGAAGGUGAGAACCUUCUUGGCAAGACCGUGGAAGGCGUUCUCGAGGGCAGUGUUCAUUGAGAACACCAUCGGUGGCUUCAUCAACAAGGAGGGUUACAUUCCAUGGUCAGCAGCUGCCCCUAACACCGAGCACGCAUACUUUGGUGAGUUCGGGAACAUUGGAGCUGGUGCCGAUGCUUCUGGAAGGGUCAAGUGGGCCAAGGGUCUUAUCUCCAAGGAUGAGGCUUCUCAGUUCACUGUUGACAAUUUCCUCCAAGCUAACUCAUGGUUGCACGACACUGGUUUUCCUUUUGAUGCUAGCUUCACCAAGAACUAA
Molecule: messenger RNA, 1701 nt
Organism: Arachis stenosperma
Lineage: Eukaryota; Viridiplantae; Streptophyta; Magnoliopsida; Fabales; Fabaceae
Product: pectinesterase
Exons: 1
Coding region: 1-1701 (566 amino acids)
Biological process (GO): cell wall modification
Molecular function (GO): pectinesterase activity; pectinesterase inhibitor activity
Source: RefSeq, a predicted model, not a curated record